Thlaspi arvense is the source of this 981-nucleotide messenger RNA. The record is from the annotation of a GenBank genome assembly. NCBI's taxonomy places the organism in Eukaryota, Viridiplantae, Streptophyta, Magnoliopsida, Brassicales, Brassicaceae.
CCGAAACAUGAUUUAACAUAGGUCCAAACAAUCAGAGUACAAAAUAGUCCACAGAAAGGCAAAAGCCCAAUUAUAAAAUCCACUCACGUCACUCAACGAAAUCCUUCGUCUUCUCUCUUCUCCUUCACAACCAGCAACGAACAGUAGUUACAGUCCAACACCUUCAACUUCUAAUUAAACACAGAGGAUUUAUGAAAAACCUGGUUUAAAACACCUUCAAUAGCACCGGAAAUCGAAAAGCCAUAGAAAACGUAAACAAAAAGCAUAAAUAGUAUGGCGAUAACAUAUCUUCACAGCAGAAAGAAUAAGGGGAAGAUGAACAUGGCAACUGAAACAGCCUCCAACCAUGAAGGACAGUAACUGUAGAAAAUCAAAUGUAUAAGGGCUUGAUUCGAGUUAUGUUCAAGGAUCGGAGUGGAGGAAUAAUGGGUGGUGGUGGAUCGUCGUUAUCGGAGAUCCUCGGUGGAGCUAUUGAUAGAAAACGGAUCAAUGAUGCUUUAGACAAACAUCUGAAGAAUUUUUCACCUUCCACAUCUAUGGUUUUCACUUCUAAAGACAAGGAUUCAUUCCCCUCAAUCUCUGUCAGUUUCUGUGAUAUAUCUUGUAUUUCGUGGUUCGGUAAUUUGAGAGGGAAUGAGUUUUUCUGUGAAGUAGAUGAAGAUUACAUAUAUGAUGAUUUCAGUCUUUGUGGAUUGAGUGGUGAUAUGUUCACUAAAAAGAAGAAUGAGAUGGUGCAGUCAGCUGCUGAGAUGUUGUAUGCUCUUAUUCAUGUUCGUUACAUCCCCAGUACUAAAGGAAUGGCUCCUAUGAACUGAACUCACGUACCCUACACACAUAAUAGAAAAAUGAAAAGGAAUGUUCAGAAUUUGUUGAUCUCAACAAGUUCAAACUCGGGAAAGUUUGUAGGUAAUUACUAUUCAGAGGCGGAGCAAUGACAUAUUUAAGGUUAGUAUGGAAUAUGGCAGGUCUUCCCAUAUUGAU